UUCCGAACGCUGCGAAAAAAUUGAAUGCCCAAGACCCGUUGCUGCAAUGUGCUUUCAAACCCCAAGAGAUUUGAGAGCUCAUGUGUAAGAUCAUGAGCAUGUGGCAGAAGGGCGAGGUCAAAGGUCAAAAAUUGAAGCCGGCUGCGAGGAGCUUCUUGAAAGCGGACCAGGAUCUGGAAACAAUCGAGUCCGAGCGUGCGAAGAAAAGCCAGCGUGGGAAGAGGCUUGAUAGGGCAGCUGCAAAGGAACAAGAAAUGGCGCUUCUUUAUCCAUGGGUGCAACUGCAGGGUAACAAGGUCCCCAUGGUCGCGGAGGACAUGCCAGAGAACGCCGUCCCUAUCCUCCUUGAGGUCGUUGCGAAGCAGAUCUCGCUCAAGGAGAUGGAGAAGAAGUUCCAGCUUAUCAAGCAAAUCGCCUACGUCUGCAAGGCAUUUGCAGUGGGGGUGGGCGCUGCUGACUUCAAGGAGGCCGAGAAGGAGUAUCCUCUCCACACAAAGAAAGAGAUUUUGGAGAAGUUCGUUGGUGGCAUUAGAAGGGGUCAAACGAGUAUCCCCGCACUGGAUGGCCAUAUUAAACGGGCUAUUGAAUGGAAGAACAAGGAGAGGAGACUGCAAGCAAAAAACGCUAUUCACACGUUCCGUACGAAACCUUUUGUGGAACCGUUCGUCGAGUGGACGGAGGUGACACACGACAACGACUCGGCGGAAGUGAAAAUUAUCAAUGGCGACAUGCGCUUGUUGUCGAAGCUGCAGACAGAAAAGCUGCCGAUAUCUCUGGCUAUUUUCGACUUCCCUUACGGGUUCGCACAUGAGGGCCACGCAUCUGAUAAUGAGCCGUUUCCGGAGUCGGACGUUGUGGAGGUUCUUCACAAUCUGAAGGACGUUUCCAAUGCCCCGUUGUGGACAGUUGCGGGAUUUUGUUCCGUGGACAUGCUUCCUUCCAUCCGCGCCAUAGCGUGCGUCAAGGCAAAUCGGAAUUGCCUUGUGGUGGAGAUAAACACCAAGUGCACUAAGGGCAUCGCCACGAGGCUUCUGACAGACAUCGGCGGCACACUUGCGCGCGAAACGCUAAAGCGGAAAGAAAACUUCGCACAAGGCAGCCCGACCUCUAAGUUGUCUGGGGAUACGAAGUCUGCCGAAAAUGAACUCGUGCCCGAUGAAAACAUGGGCACUGCUGCUGGAGUGGCGGACAGCGCUGAGGCUGUCGUUGUCGGGCCAUCAGGUGCGAGUUUGCCCACUGUCGAGGCUGUUGCCGGCCCGUCCUUUGUGGAGCAAACUAUUACCGGUGCUGAGCCCGCUUUCGCUGUGCCUCUUCUCGGUGAGGGUAGACCCGUGCCUGCUUCCAUGCAUGAGCCCGGCGUUGUUCCUGACGCUAGACCAGAGGCUGAGACGCAACCUGCGUCCGGGCCUGUUCCCGCUGCUGCAAAUGCUCAGCAAAGUGUCUUGAGCCUCGCCAUGAGCCAGGAAUCGAGCGGGACCACGACUGGCGGAAGAAAGGGGCGCAAACGAAAGGCAGGCGGUGAAGAGGUGUCGAGUCCGCAUGGUGGGGUAGCGAUUGGCCUCAAGGCCAAUACUCACUCACGGACUGCGAAGUGACUGAGGCCACACCGUAUCCUUUGGAUAUAGGCCUAUAUAUCAUGUGGGGACACGCACUUUCGAUAUAGGCCUAUAUUGCAUA
Chara braunii is the source of this 1677-nucleotide messenger RNA. The record is from the annotation of a GenBank genome assembly. NCBI's taxonomy places the organism in Eukaryota, Viridiplantae, Streptophyta, Charophyceae, Charales, Characeae.